Messenger RNA from Scheffersomyces coipomensis, 3433 nucleotides. Its product is annotated as armadillo-type protein. NCBI's taxonomy places the organism in Eukaryota, Fungi, Ascomycota, Pichiomycetes, Serinales, Debaryomycetaceae. Gene Ontology annotation, biological process: mitotic actomyosin contractile ring assembly; barbed-end actin filament capping; actin filament bundle assembly. The annotation marks the transcript as partial. Gene Ontology annotation, cellular component: cell division site; mating projection tip; cellular bud neck. Gene Ontology annotation, molecular function: actin binding; small GTPase binding. The transcript has a single exon. The record is from RefSeq and is a predicted model, not a curated record.
AUGAGUAAGAUACAUAUGAAGGAGGACCCUGAAGAUCAGAGAUCAGAAUUGGUUUCUCAAAGUGGGGAUGUGGGAAGGUCUUUCUUAAUCCCAGGGGUUAUAACAAAGGGUAUCAAGAAGCUUUCAAAAUCUACUUCAAUAUUAAAUUUUGCGCUGAUCGCUGAACAAGAUACUGCAAACAAACAAGCUUCAUACCAAGAAACAGUUCCCAAAUUUCAAGCCAUUAGCUAUGCUUCAGUACUAUCAAAGAAAGACGAAAGGCAGCUUGAAGUAAUACGACAGGACUCAUCCAGCUCAAUACUAUCAAACGAACAUAAACCAAUCAGAAAUGAAUUAUAUGAAAACAGUGUUAUUAGUAGUGGUGCUAGUUUUUCAUCGCUUGAUCCAAAGAAUAAGUCAUUAAGCCAUGGGAAUAUAGAUCCCCAACUAUCAAAAAUUGGAUUGAAUCUAGUAGGUCAUGCUUUGUCAAUGGAUGAUUUGACACCACCUCCUGAUUUGAACAAAAUAAUACUUAAAAGUUCUAAAGCAGCACGUUCUGAAAGCUCGCUUCUAUUGCAAGAGAAUCAUAAUGAAAUUAAUGACGAUAAAGAUCAAAGAAAGCUGUCUGCUCACAAAGAGGCACCUCCUCAUGUUUCACAAUUACCUGAACAAGUCAACCAAUAUGGUAAUUCGCUACAGUCAUUCGCAGCAGUAGCUUCUCAUAUGAACCAAAUACCGAAAGCCAGCGUAGUAGAUCAGUUAUUCGAAAGAUUGUUGGCCAAUAGAGCCUUCUCUGAUAAGGCUAUGAAAACUUUGAGGGAACUGUCCACCAAAAGGAAAUGGGAGCUUUUAUUGAGAGAAAAUGAAAAUAAUUCCAAUUUUGAUUUAGGAGCAAUGACAAGAUAUGUUUCUUAUAACUCUGAUGAUUCUAAAGAUGUGAAUAUGAAAUCUGGAAGUUCAAGAAAAACAUCAUUGAAUGAUGAGUUUGUGGAAGUGCUGAAUACAAGGAAGUCUAGUGAUUCUAAUGAAAAAGGGUAUUUUAAAAGAUCAAAAGUUAAAGAUGGUUCACCUGAAUGGUACGUGAUGCGUAUAAUAUCGGGAAAAUUAACAUUAAAGGAGUAUAAAAAGUUAGAAAAGAAACUAAAUGAAAACAGGCCAAUCAUAAAAGAAGACUUAACAUGGGUAAAUUGUUUCCAUAAGGCACAAGGAGAAGCAGCUCUCUCUGUUGUUCUUUCUCGAAUUAAUAGGAAGAGUAUCAAGUCCAAUGAAGAAUUUGAUAUUGAGUAUAUCAUUGUAAAGUGUUUUAAGAAUAUCUUUAAUGCGGAGCAAGUCGAAAAUGAGAGAGCUCCAUCUAGCAACAAUUUAUAUUCGCUGAUGAUACGGAACAAAAACCAUGUAAUUAGGUCAAUGAUUAAUUCAUUAAUUUCGCCUAAGAUGGCUACAAGAUUGAUUGUCACGGAGGUCUUCAUUUUUUUGACAUAUUUUGAGAAUGGUGUUGUUUUGGAGACAAUUUUAGACUCAAUGGUACAACUUCAGGACCUUCUUGGUGACUAUUCAAGGUUUGAACCCUGGGUAAAUACCUUGAAUUCAUUUGUAGAUUCUAGAGUUGAGAGGAUAGGCAACCAAGAAUCUUUCAAUUAUUAUUUGUUGACAAGUUUGUUUUUGAUCAAUGCCAUAAUAUCAAGUACCAAGGACAUCUCAUCACGAAUAUCGCUUCGUAAAGAUUUUAAUGAUUCUAGGUUAUUGAAGCUUUUUGACAAAUUAAGAGUUCUAAACAGCACUGGAAUCAGCGAAGAGAUUGAAAAAUAUGAAGAAUAUGCUGAACUAGAUUACACUUCGUUAGUAGAUAUUGGAGAACAAUUAUAUGGAAAUGUCAUUGGUGACUAUAGUUCUAUGAAUUUAACGACCCUUCUUGAUAGGCUCAACAAUUUAUACGAACCUGCUGGUGCAGAAGGUGUUGAUCAUGAAUUAAUUAGAAGAAUAAUGAUAAAUUUGUUGAUGAUACAUGAUCGAAGUCCAAUUGAAGCCAAACAUCUUUUGCAAUUACUUGAAUCAGUCUUACAGCACCUUAUAAAUGAAACAUCCAUUGUUUAUACGGAUUCUAGUUCAGUCUUAAACUUUUCAAUCCAAAGAUUAAUGGAUCGUCUAACAACGGAAGACACUGCUAACAGGGCCAUAUUAGAAAACCAUGAGCUUACCAAAGCCUUGAAAAAUUUAAAGGAAGCAAAACAUAGAGGUGAAUCGGAAGUUGAUAUUGAAUCUUUUGAUAAGUUGCAGCUUAAAUUACAGGCUAGUGAGAAAAAUAUCAUAAGUCAGCAGAAGUUAAUAUCAUUAUUGAAGAAGCGUUCAGCACUUUUGGAAGCGGAAUUGAAUAAGAAGUCAGGUUACGGACGUCAUGGUCAAUUAGAUAUUGAGAACUUCCCUUCAAUGAGUCCUACAGUUGAAUCAUCAGAAGACGAUCCGAUGGAUGAAUUUGAUUUUAAUUCAGUUCGUUCCAUUGCCACAAUUACGAAGCAACUUAGAGAAAGCGGUCAAUUUGAAAAUGACGGUCGUUUUUCAAAACCAUUCCCCAGAAGAGUGUCUUCGUCAUCGUCUGAUUUCAUUAGCAAAUCUGGCAAAGAAUUAUUUCCACAAUUAGGAAACAAAUAUUCUGUAUCUGCUUCAACAAAACCAGAGUUGAGAAACUAUAAUCAAGACUUUGACAGCCUGCAACCUCUUCAAGAUAUUCCGCCAAGCACGUUGAUUCUGUCCCUUCCUCAAAGUUUCAAUCUCAGUCCAGCAUCAAUUCCACCCCCUCCACCACCGCCACUUCCCUUGUUCUUAAGCACCGAGCAUGAAGGUGAAAAUAAAUCUGGACUUUCAUCGUCUCUGCAAGUAAUACAACCACCUCCACCACCACCACCGCUACCAGAAUUUAUGGCUAGUCCCAAAAUAUCUAAUGGUACAAUCCCACCACCUCCUCCACCGCCGCUUCCAUCAUUUAUGAAUAACAACAGUAUCCCACCAUCAUCUCCACCCCCACCACCUCCACCAUUACCAGGAUUCAUGAAUAAUGCUAGUAGCAGCAACUUAAAGGGCGCUACCGCAAUACCACCACCACCACCACCGCUUCCUCAGUUUAUGAACGAGAAUGACAAGAACAUUAUUCUAAAAGGUGCAAUUCCUCUUGCACCCCCACCACCUCCACCUCCACCUCCACCACCAACUACACUCUUUCCUGAACUGAAAAAUGAGAGAAAGCCAUUAGAUGUCUUAACGACAAACAUCUCAAUUCCUUCAAUUAAAACUGCCAAUCCAACAAAUCAGAAUACUGUGAACAAAAUGGUUCCACGAGGUGUGAGACCUAAAGCAAAAUUGAAACAAAUGCAUUGGGACAAGCUUAAUGAUAUUGAUCUGACAUUUUGGAAGGAUAUCGAAGUUGUCAAAGUAUCAGAUAUGUUACUAGAGAAGGGGG